Molecule: messenger RNA, 1743 nt
Organism: Rotaria sp. Silwood2
Lineage: Eukaryota; Metazoa; Rotifera; Eurotatoria; Philodinida; Philodinidae
Source: the annotation of a GenBank genome assembly
AUGGCUGAAUCAGAUCCAAAGAUAGCUCAACAAAAUGAUGGUGAAUUGGUUUACUAUACGGAAUUAGAAAAAUAUAUUAAUUCCUUAAGUACAAAAUUUCAAGAAAACAGUGUUAUAAAACAAAGUGUUUAUGAUGAUAUCAUUAAAUGUUUACUAUCAUCCAAGGACAAACCAUUAGGUUUAUUUUCUUCAAAAUUUGUUUUUUGGGUUAAAAAACAUUUCAUUGCGAUCAAAAUUGCCGGUGUUGAUAUUGCUUGUUGUAUAAAAUCCAAAAAACCUAUUUGUAUUUAUGAAACUUAUUAUAAUGUUAUACGUGAAGCACAUAUUACUAUUUCUCAUGGAGGUCGUGAUAAAACAAUACAUGAACUUAAUUCUCAUUAUUCACGGAUUCCACGAUUUGCAGUUGAAAUAUUUUUAAAACAAUGUGUUUCAUGUCAAACACGAAAGCCAAUUAAACAACAUGUAAUUACUAAACCUAUUAUUUCAUUUGGAGUAAUGACAAGAUUACAAAUUGAUUUGAUCGACAUGCGAACCAGAUCUGAUACAUUAAAUUCAGACAUUACUUAUAAUUGGAUCCUCAAUUGUAUUGACCACUUCAGCAAAUUUACUUGGGCAUAUCCACUGAAAAACAAAAGUGCGGUCGAUGUAGCGUUAAAAUUACGUAAAUUAUUUUUUACUUUUGGUCCACCAAGAAUAUUACAUAGUGAUAAUGGACGUGAAUUCGUCGCAAGUGUAAUUUAUGAAUUAAAAGAAUUAUUUCCAGAUAUGAUUUUUAUUAGAGGCAGACCAAGACAUCCACAAAGUCAAGGCUGCAUUGAAAGAGCAAAUGGGAUUUUCUGUGAUGCUCUUGGUAAAUGGAUGACUACAAAUAAUUCUUCACAUUGGUCAAAUGGUUUAUUACCCGUAGUUUACGGCAUUAAUACAAGAUUAUCAGAUGUUACUAAAACAACUCCAUAUCAAGUUAUGUUCGGGCAAGCACCUCGUUCUGAUUCAAAUUUUUGGAAACUUACUGAAGAAACUAAAAUUAUUGAUGAAGAAGAUUUAUCAACACCAGUUGCUGAUGCAAAUGAUGAUAAUAUCAUGAAUGAUAAAAAUGAUGAUUUUAAUGAUUGUGCUGACAAUAUUGAUCAAGAUAUUAUUCAACUUGUUCAGCAAAUAUCUGAUGAUGCUGUUGCAAGUUCAUUAGUUGACAUUUCAUUACCACAUUCAUCAACUGUUAAACCACAACAAACAAAACACGAUCUUAUCCGAGAAAUGGCCACCAAUAAUUAUUUGAAUGUUGCAAAUAAAAAAAUGAAGCUUUAUCAAGAUAGUGUAAUUAAUGAAACAGCAAAAUUUAAUUUAAAUGAUUGUGUUGGUAUUAAGAUUGAUACAGCUGAUAGAACAAAUACUGAUGCUAAACUUUUACCAUGCUUAAUUAUCGAAAAAAUUGAAAAAGAUGAAAAAAUUACGUUUAAAUUGGCAUGUCAAUAUGGUAAAUUAGAAAAUACUUACUCAAUUGAACAUCUCAUUGAUUUAAAAAUGGCUCGUCCAAAAGAAUUAAAACAAAUUAUUAUUGAUGAUUUAAAGGAUAUUACAUUUAUUGAAGCAUGUAAACUUUACGUACGCGCAUCCAUAACUGGUAAAACCUGCGACUGUAAAGGCAAGUGCUGUACAAAACAAUGUUCAUGUAAAAAAAUGGGAGUUUUUUGUUCAACAAAAUGUCAUUCAAAACGAGGUGGUUGUACAAAUAUGGGUCCAUAG